GCGUUGCGGAAGAUAUAGGGGUUUCCCAUUAAUAUACAAUUUUCAAUGACUACAUCGUGGUGUACUCAUACUAAAAAUAUCAGGACUUAAUAUUUUAACUAUACUUUUGCGUGCUUUAUGUCUUUUCCAACUAUAAAAUCAAUUAAAUGAGUGAAAUUUCACUUGCUUGAAAAAUGUUGAGAAAUACUACAGUAAAGCAGACCAGCUGUUUGAAUUUUCGACAAUUCAGCAAUUUAGUCGUUUAUGGAACAUCCUAAAUAUUUGUAGAUAAAUAUAUAUCAACAGCAAGGAUUAGGCUAUCGAUUGAGAUUGGGAGUUGCUUCCGAUAACAUUGAAUUGAGAUCCAUUGGUGGUUCAAUCGAACAAGUUCACGCGGAUUUCGCUUCUUUAAUUUUCCUCUCUAAUGUAAUGUUGUGAACUUGGUUCAAGUUGACCAAGUCGAAAUUAUGCGGCAAAGUGCGAUUUUAUAGUCUGGGGCAGUUAACAUGAUGAUAUGGCCGAACAAAGGACGGAAGUGGACGCGCUCACCAUGGAGCCGAUCUCCAAAUUAAGCAUGAUGAUAACAGGGGUUUCCAUUCUAUGGAGAUUUGUUUCCAUCUUUAUCAACUGGAGCCUGGCCUUGGAGUAUUGGAUGGAAGAAUCUUACGGAUACUGUGCAUGGACAGUGGGCUCGAUCCUUGUGCCCAUGGUAGUCACAUCGGUUAUAUACAUUCACAUUUUAAGGGCCGCCCAUUUGGGCCAAGAACGCAUCCUGGACAGAGGCGUGUACUCAAACGCCGUGAUCUCGUAUCUUUUCCGCGAUGGAUACGCCCUCAACUAUGCACUGAAAUAUAGCGAGGCUAAAAAGCGGGAUGACCAAGAGGAGGAGAUAAGAUACUAUCAAAAACUUUUGACGGAAGAGUGCAAUGUUGGCUUCGUACGGCUUUUUGAUUCAUUCCUGGAAUCCGCACCGCAGAAAGUAUUACAACUCGUCAUAGUGCUGCGAUCGAUAAAGGACUUUACUUACUAUCGCCUUAUUGCCUUCGUCGUCUACUUUGGAAACAUAGCGUGGUGUAUCCAGGCGCACAAUCACUCCAACCGCUUGGUACAGCUGGACAAACAUGAUAUUGCGGCAAAGGGUAGAUUUUUGCAAUUUAUGUUCCUGCUUUGUCUUACCGUUUCGAGAACGCUUUGCAUCGCAUACAUGGCCAGUCUUUUUCCCGUGGAAACACUGAUCAUCUGUGCAACGCACGCUUGCUUGUGUGGUUCUGUUUUGUUUCUGGUAGACUCUCCAAUGAUCGCCGAAUCUCGGCUUAUGAACUACCUGUACUGCCUUUGCUUUGGCGUAGUGUACCUAUUUAUUUUUACCCCCGUUAAGGAUUCACCAACCAAGUAUAAAUAUGCAUUUUACCUUACGUUUUGCUUAUUGCAAAACACAUUCGCCUGCGCCCUGUAUAUUCCCCUAUAUCUUUCGAUUGUCAUAAUUGCCUUGUAUAUUAUCGGCAUCAUGCUCAUACUUUUUUACUACUCUAACUGCCAUCCUAAUACUAUACCAACAUAUUUUUAGUAUAGUAAAAAUCUAUAAAGUUUAGUACUUGGAUCGACGAAAUCCGUUCGUCAGUCAUGAGAGAGAGCGAGAGGCAAAUAACCGGAAAAAUAACAGCAAAAUCGAAUACAUUAAUAGCGACAAAACAAGCCAGCUGACUGAGAGUAACUCCGUAACACACACACAGUUUCGAUAAUUACACAAAACUAGAAGAAAUAAACUUUUUACUCUGACGAAACUGUUCGUCGAUCUGAGUACUAGGGUUAUAGCCAAUUUACAUUACAGUAUUUUUUUGGUGGAACGAUGAGAAGACGGUGAAAAAGUGGGACUUUUGGUCAAAAUAAAAUCCACAUGCAGUAAAUUUGCCAUUUCUUUUGCUAAGUUUUGGUUGAAUUUCACUUUGUUUUGAGCACUCGGAAGAAGAAGACGUUUAGCGCAAACGUUGGCAGUGUGAAUUGAAGUUUCACUUCUUCACCGUCUUCUCAUUGUUCUCCCGAAUAAUACUGUAAUUAUUAAUUUAAAAUGACAGUUAUUUAUGGGCUUAUGACACUUUAUUGUUGGCCUCAUUCAUUGCUCAAUUUUUGUUUUAACUAUACGACUUUACGUAAGUGCGAGCAAGACAACCUAUGACGAUUCCAAUAAGCAAUGAAUGAGGAAAAUUGUCAGAACCGAUACCCAACAGUAAAAAAUAUGCACCGGGUUUUGGUAUAAAAAUAACAUUCGAUGAAAUACUACCAGGGCCAAUAACUCAAUGAGCAAAAUUAAAUUUUAAAAAGUUUAAAUUUGCUCAUUUAUUGGAGUUGACGACAAAACGAAAUAAAAAGGCGAGGCUUAAAUGUAUACGAAAUAUAUUUGACCAUUAAAAGGCAACAACUGAAAACCUUGAAAAGUUAAAAUUACAUUUUUGCACGUGGGUUAUGUCGAAAACCCAACCGAAAUUAAUAAAAAAACAUGAAUAUAUAAAAUCAGAAUAUAUAUAUUAAUGGAAAUCUUUAAUGAUCAAUAUGGAUAUCAAAUUUGUUUUUGUGAUAGGCUAAAGAAAUAUGAUUAAGCAUUUUUUGUAAGCUCUAUUCUUACUUUUUUUUCCUUUUUAUAUAUAGUCGCGAAAGAAUUUUCGACUUUUACACAAUGCCAUUAAAUAAGUAGAGGCAGAAAUUUGCUGAAGUACACUUCUAUUAAAAAAAUACAUUUCCAACUAUAUUUACAACCACCUACUCCAAAAAAAUGUAUUGCAAAAAUAAAAAAUUUCCGUUUAAUCCUAUUUGAUUAAUGUUCACAAACGAACGUCUCUAUGCAAUAUUUAGCCGAUGGGAUUUCGGUUCGACUCUAAACUCUUUUCGUGUAACAAUGGGCGUAUUCAGCAAAACAACAUGAUCACUGAUGGAUUUCUUUCGAUAUUUCUGCUGAACACGUAUGAUCACAAGUUAAUGAUUUAAAAAUUCGUCCAUCAUGAUCAGCAAAAAAGGAGUGUACAAAUAGUACGCUACCUUUUCUUGAUACAUGAUACAUAUCUGCUAGCCAACAUCGGUGGUAUGAAUAUCGAUAGGAAUAAACAGAAAAUUUAGAAUGUAAAUAAAACAAAAAUUAAAUAACGCGUAAUGUAUCAUAAGCGUUCAGCAGAACAUACAUGAGCACUGAUUACUGGUCCAUCAGUGAUCAUGUAAAUCUGCUGAAUACGCCUAAUUUGAGUUUUUAUGUCGGCCAUCUUAAUUUCUGUGAACCAGAAGAGUAAUCGAAAGAGAAGUGGGCAAGGCAGCAAAUUGUAUACUGAAUUGAUGAAUGCCAUUUUUUAAUUGGCUUAUGACACUACAUUGUUCACCUCAUUCAUUGCUCAUUUAUUUUUUACUCUAUACGAUUUUUACUAUGACGAUUUCAAUGAGUAAUGAAUGAGGAAAAUUGUCGGAACCGAUACCCGAUAUUAAAAAAAUGUGCACUAGGUUUUGGUAUAAAAAUACCAUUUGAUGAAAUACUACCGGGGCCAAUACAUCAAUGACCAAAAUUUUAUCUAAAAAGUACAAUUUUGCUUAUUGAUUAAAGUUGACGACUAAACGGAAUGAAAAAGCGAAAUGUAUACGAAAUAUUUUUAUCAUUUAAGGGUAACAACAGAAAACCUUUAAACGUUAAAUUUAGCGGGAUAAACACAAUAUAAUAAACAAAACAAUAAAGGUUGAAUUUAACAUUAUAAAGGCAGUGUGACCGUGAUUUUAUAACCAAAAAAAUCGCAAGCAGUAUCCAUAUAUUUGUCUUUGUCUCUGAGCUUCAAUGAAUUCGUCAAUGAAUGAGGCGAACAAUGUAAUGUCAUACCCGUAUUAGUAAUGCACAGGGACUCACAU
Molecule: messenger RNA, 3858 nt
Organism: Drosophila gunungcola (fruit fly)
Lineage: Eukaryota; Metazoa; Arthropoda; Insecta; Diptera; Drosophilidae
Product: XK-related protein 6
Exons: 6
Coding region: 494-1546 (350 amino acids)
Biological process (GO): phosphatidylserine exposure on apoptotic cell surface; apoptotic process involved in development; engulfment of apoptotic cell
Cellular component (GO): plasma membrane
Source: RefSeq, a predicted model, not a curated record